AUGGGUUCAAUCUCGAACGGCGUCGACAACGCUAUUCCAGCAAAAGGAAGCUUCCUCUUCACCUCCGAAUCAGUUGGUGAAGGACACCCAGACAAGAUCUGUGAUCAAGUUUCUGAUGCCAUUCUCGAUGCAUGCCUCAAGGAGGAUCCUCUUUCGAAGGUCGCCUGCGAAAGCGCAACCAAAACUGGCAUGAUCAUGGUGUUUGGUGAGAUCACCACCAAGGCUCGAUUAGAUUACCAAAAAGUCAUUCGAAAUGCCAUUAAAGACAUUGGCUACGACGACUCAGCAAAAGGUUUCGACUACAAGACCUGCAACAUCCUGGUUGCAAUUGAGGAGCAGUCCAAGGAUAUUGCACAAGGCCUUCACUACGAUGAGGUCCUCGAGAAAUUGGGUGCUGGCGACCAGGGCAUCAUGUUCGGUUAUGCCACCGAUGAAACACCCGAGUACCUACCUCUGACCAUCCAGCUCUCUCACAGACUCAACAAGGCCAUGCGAGACGCACGAAACGAUGGCAGCCUACCGUGGUUGCGACCCGACACCAAAACCCAAGUCACAGUCGAGUACGACCAUGACAAUGGUGCCGUUGUACCCAGAAGAGUCCACACUGUAGUCGUUUCUGCACAGCAUUCGGAAGACAUCACAACCGACAAGCUACGAGAAGAGAUCAAGGAGAAAAUUGUCAAGAAGGUCAUUCCUGCAAAACUGCUCGAUGAUAAGACAGUCUACCACAUCCAGCCUUCUGGUCUGUUCAUCAUUGGUGGACCACAAGGAGACGCUGGUCUGACUGGCCGGAAGAUCAUUGUUGAUACCUAUGGUGGUUGGGGUGCACAUGGUGGUGGUGCUUUCUCUGGAAAGGAUUACAGCAAGGUCGACCGAUCUGCUGCCUACCUCGCACGAUGGAUUGCCAAGUCUCUCAUCAAGGCCGGUCUCGCACGACGAUGCCUCGUUCAGCUUUCGUACGCUAUUGGUGUUGCUGAGCCACUUUCGCUGUAUGUUGAUUCAUAUGGCACAUCCACCAAGUCUUCAGAGGAGCUUGUUGAGAUCAUCAGAAAGAACUUCGACAUGCGACCUGGUGUCAUUGUCAAGGAACUUAACCUUACCAACCCUAUCUACUGCCAAACUGCCAAGAAUGGUCACUUCAGCGACCAGAGUUUCCCGUGGGAACAACCCAAGGAGCUCAAGUUCUAG
Molecule: messenger RNA, 1188 nt
Organism: Lithohypha guttulata
Lineage: Eukaryota; Fungi; Ascomycota; Eurotiomycetes; Chaetothyriales; Trichomeriaceae
Gene: SAM2
Product: methionine adenosyltransferase sam2
Exons: 3
Coding region: 1-1188 (395 amino acids)
Biological process (GO): S-adenosylmethionine biosynthetic process
Cellular component (GO): cytosol
Molecular function (GO): methionine adenosyltransferase activity; ATP binding
Source: RefSeq, a predicted model, not a curated record